CCGCAUUCACACCGGAGAGAAACCGUUCCGUUGUCAUGUCUGUGGGAAAUGUUUUAACCAGUCUGCCCAUCUCAACACACACUUACGGCUCCACUCCAGGGAGAGGGCCAGCUGGAACCGAGCUCCACACUCCAAGUGAUCAGUACCAACAGGAAAUAAAUGAAUCAUCUGUGGCACUGCUCAAAACAUGCAGCUCACACAUUCAUGCAGUGUACAGUAGUAGUGUUUGUGUAAGUAUGUGUGUGUUAUUACAAAAUAAAGCGUUGCAUAUGACAUUUCUGAGUUAUAAUAUAGGAAACAUAAGAGCAUACAGUACUUUAGAAUAUAUGUAUAUGUUUAUACACAUACAUGUAAAAAGAGUAUUUUUGUCCGUGGAGCUCUUUUAUCUUCAGAUGGGAUCACCACCAGCUUCUCUCAGACCUUUAAAAUGGUUUGUAAGAUAUGUUGUAGAAAAUUGAAGUCUAGAAAGACACCAUAAUUACAUGAGGUAAAGAAAGAAAAUCAGAACACUGACAUCUGCUGGUGAGUCCGUUAUCUGCUCAUCUUUUCUGUCUAUAUUGUCUCGAACCGUGUUCUACGUAGCAAAUUGCUUCUUUAGCGACUUGAACGCGCGAAAACUAAUUUCCUUGCCGUCGAAUUACUUUUGUUUUCUUGUCCGCCUUAAAGCUAUUUAAGACGUAUGCCAUAAUGUUGUUGUUUUUGUUGUGGUGGGCUCUUAAUGACGACAACGUUACUUGAAGAGAAUUUUUAAUGUCAUUACAAUAACUACGACAGAACAGACUCGACUUUUAGCAUUAGCAUAGAUGGAGACAGAACACGACUUGUUAGAACUGCAACGCAAGGGUAAUCUGUACAACCGAGGAAACUACACAGGACUUUUAUGUACGUAUGACACGGAAAUUUGGUGAGUGUCGUUUUAAUUAUAAAAAGUACUUUUUUUAGAGCACACUGAUUGACCAAUCAACUGUCUAAAGACUUAGAUGAUUAAAUGAGCCAAGUCAGGUGUGCUGCUGCUUGGUUGGAACACCAUUUAAUCCAAAGGGAGCAUGUUUGUGAACUUAAACAGUAAGAACCAGUGUCGUGACAGAACCCAGCCAUAAACACGUGAAGCCCAUACAGAGAAGCUAAGCUGCAACUCAAACCAACAGAAAAGCCGAAGCCAACGUAGUUUAAUCUUUAAUGUUAUCAUGAUUUGACUUGAAGUGUGUGUGAGUAGUGUGUGCUCUGUUCAUGUUCAUGAUUACACAAUUUGACAAGCUGUGCGUCAUACUGUAGAAGAUUAUCGUGUGUUUGUCGUUGGCCAGGCAUUCAAUUAUUUUAACCCCUAAAAGCGAGGGCAAUUCUGUAUCUAAAUAGCGACAUCUGCAGGCAACCUGGAUAAACAGUGUGGUGAACUGACACUAAUUGUAGGUUAAAUGAUUCGGACACAUCGGUCAAACACCCCAGGGGUUGUUUCAGGGGGGCAGAUCUGGGCACUCCUGUUAAAUUAUCCUGGGGGCACCAGUGUCUUGUCUUUGCCCCCCAAAUGGUUAAAUACGGCCCAGAUGUUGGGCAGCUCUCCCCCUCCCGCACAGCACCUGUCGGCCAACCUCUGAUGACGUAUGCAGCGUGUAAGCGCAGCGGCACACCGGGAUAAGAGAGAGAGGGAGAGAGAGAGUCUGACGAGGAAAAAAGAGAGAACGAGAGAGUGAGCAGCACCGCAUUGACAGGAACCGUGGAGUCAGUGCUCCGGUAAAGGCACCAGCACCGAGGAGGAGGUGGAGGAGGAUGCGGCUUGUUUUCUAAUGUCUCUGCGGAGCUGACGCAGCCGCAGCGGGAAGAGGAGCGGCGGAGGAGGACCGGGGAUUGAUGGAGAUACGACCGAGUCGACCUGCACUGCUGUACAUCUGGAGGCAAGAGCGGCACUGACAGAGGUCAGCAGAGCAGAGUGGUGGACGUCUGUGAGUGGAAAGACCAGGUGUCCACGUCAGACUAGGAGACUCACGGUACGGUCGUCAGAAGAACCGUCUAUCCAAUCAGGAGAGCUGAGCCAGUGGAGGAGCCAUGUUGGGGCAGGGCAGGCGCGUGGCCCUGACUCUGGUGUCAUUACUGCUGCUAUUGUGGCACGAGGCAACAACCAUCGAGGUCCCACAAGACCCAAAGAUCCAACAGGACUUGAAGCAACCCCCCACCAUAGUCAAACAGUCGGUGAAGGACUACAUUGUCGACCCCAGAGAUAACAUCAUCAUCGAGUGUGAGGCCAAGGGUAACCCAGUGCCAACGUUUACAUGGCGAAGGAACGGCAAGUUUUUCAACAUCGGGAAAGACCCGCGGGUGACUAUGAGGAAACGCUCAGGAACACUGGAGAUCGGUUUCCGCAGCGGAGGGCGACCUGAGGACUACGAAGGAGAGUACCAGUGUUUCGCCGAAAAUGAUUUGGGAAUCGCUCUGUCCAACAAAAUCCUGCUGCGAGUCUCCAAGGCUCCUCUGUGGCCCAAGGAGGUUCUGGAGCCAGUGUUGGUGACUGAAGGUUCCCCACUGGUUCUAACCUGCAACCCCCCACCAGGUCUUCCUCCUCCAUUCACUUUCUGGAUGAACAGCGGAAUGACUCCAAUCCCUCAGGAUAAGAGAGUGUCCAUGGGGGUGAACGGCGACCUCUACUUCUCCAACGUCAUGGCUCAGGAUGCCCACACAGACUACAGCUGCAACGCCCGCUUCCUCUUCACACACACCAUCCAGCAGAAAAACCCGUUCACACUCAAAGUUCAGACCAACACACCAUAUAAUGAGACAUCUUACAAUGCCUCUGACCCCUAUGGUGGCCGCAAAGUAGCAGAGACCACACCCACCUUCCUCUCACCGUCAGGAACCGAGAGCUCCAAGAUGGUGCUGAGAGACGAAAAACUGCUGCUGGAGUGCAUCGCUGCAGGACUACCCACACCCACCAUCAAGUGGUUUAAGAAAGGUGGAGAUCUGCCAGGACGGAAGGUGAAGUUUGAGAACUUCAACAAGACCCUGAAGAUUGUCAGCGUGUCAGAGGAGGACGCUGGGUCGUACGUGUGCAUGGCUAACAACCGUUUAGGCAGCAUACGACACACCAUCUUCGUCGAGGUCAAAGCUGCCCCCUACUGGCUGGACAAACCUACUGACCUGGUGCUGGCUCCAGAUGAGAAUGGACGCCUGGUGUGUCGAGCAAACGGGAACCCCAAACCCACCAUCCAGUGGUUGGUCAACGGUCAACUAAUAGAAAGUUCUCCUCCCAACCCCAGCAGACAGGUUUUGGGUGACACCAUCAUCUUCCGCUCGGUGCAGAUGGGGAGCAGUGCUGUUUAUCAGUGCAACGCCUCCAACCAGCAUGGUUACCUGUUGGCCAAUGCAUUUGUCAGUGUUUUAGACCUGCCUCCACGGAUGUUGGGUCCUAAAAACCAGCUGAUCAAAGUCAUUGAGAACAACAGGACCUUCCUGGACUGUCCCUUCUUUGGUUCCCCUCUGCCAGAGCUGCGCUGGUUUAAAAACGGACAGGGCAGUGGCCUGGACGGGGGCCAGUACCGGGUUUAUAUCAACGGAACUCUGGAGAUAAAAAGGGCCCGGGUGGAGGACGAGGGCACCUACACCUGCGUGGCAAGCAACAUUCUGGGGACAGCUGAGAACCAGGUCCGCCUGGAGGUCAAAGAGCCAACUCGUAUCGUCAGAGCUCCAGAACACGAGUCGGCCGUCAGAGGAUCCACGGUACUGUUCAACUGUAAAGUCAAGUCUGAUCCCAGUCUGCCUGUCACUGUGACCUGGACCAAGGACGACAAGGUUCUCCAUCUGGGAUGGAGGUUGAAGAAGGACGACGAGUCUCUGACCAUCACCAACGUGCAUGAGGGUGAUGAGGGAACGUACACGUGCACUGCUAAAUCUGAGAUAGACCAGGACUCGGCCUCCGCCCGUCUGACUGUGUUAGAGGAAGCCUCCCUCAACCCCUCAGUCUCUAGUGCCUUGCCUGCAGACCGUCCAGACCCUCCCAUGGAUCUGGAUCUGUCAGAUCUUUUAGCUCGCAGUGUUCGUCUCACCUGGAUUCCUGGAAACGACCACAGGAGCUCCAUCAAAGAGUUCCUGGUCCAGUUUGAGGAGGAUCGUUGGGAACCAGGUAGGUGGCAGAAUCUGUCCACCUACCCCGGGGACCUGAACUCUGUCAUCCUGCAACUGGCCCCGUUUGUGAACUACCAGUUCAGAGUCAUUGCCAUCAACUCAGUGGGUCAGAGUCAACCCAGCAGACCUUCACCACGGUACAGGACCAGUGGAGCUGCCCCAGAUGCUAUUCCCAAAGAUCUGCGAGGGUGGGGCUCCAUGAAGGACAACAUGGAGAUCACCUGGGAGCCACUCCUUGAUCUGGAGAGAAACGGUCCAGACCUGCAAUAUGAUGUGUGGUGGAGGCGGAAGGACACAGGAGAGGAAUGGAAUAAUGUGACCACAGAGGGUACCAAACAUGUGGUUCACCCCACAAACACCUACGUGCCUUAUGAGGUCAAAAUCAGGGCCAGGAAUGAGUUUGGACCAGGACCAGAGUCCAACCUGGUGAUUGGUUACUCUGGAGAAGACAAGCCCACCGACGCUCCUACUGACCUGAGGGUGUCAAAGGUCGAGAGCACCAAGGUCAACAUCCACUGGAAGUCUGUGGACCCUGACUCUGUGCUGGGGGAGUUCAAAGAGUACAGGUUGUACUACUGGCGUGAGUCCAGCAUGGUUCCAGGUUUGGUGGUCGAUAAGGAGAAGAAGACCAGAGGCUUCUACAGCACCACGUCUGAGCCGUCCGCCGUCCUGACAGAUCUGGUGCCGUACUCCAAAUACAAAAUGUUCAUGGUGGUGGCCAACAAUCGCUUUGAGAGUCCGCCUAGCAACACAGUGGAGUUAAACACCAAGGAGGGAGUCCCUGACACUCCAAGAUUCUUCAGAAUCAACCGUAGGAAUUUGGACACUCUCUACCUGGAGUGGGACAAACCUCUGGAACCUAAUGGAAUUCUGAUUGGAUACCAGCUCAAGUAUCUGACAGUCAAUGGUUCCAGGGUGGGUCGUCCACACCUGGAGACAUUUUUUCCCAAUGCCACCGACUUCACCCUCCGCCUCCCGGACCGAUCCACUCGCUACAAGUUCUUCCUGUCUGCACUCACUCAGGUGGGAGCGGGGGAGGUGUACGCUGUGGAGUCACCCCACUUUGCCAAUGAAGAAAACUUUAUUGAUACUACAGAUCUAGUUGAACUUACCGACACCUCCUUGGCCUCACCCUUCACUCCUACACCUCCCCCUCUCGUUACUGUUCCUCCCACUACCCUCCCUCCAACAACCAUAAGCACCUCAACUAGUACCGCUCCUCCAACAACAACCUCUUCUACUACUACAACCACCAUCACUACAACUACUGAGGCAACAACAAUAACAACAGCAGCAACAACAACGACCACCGCCCCGGUGCGGGUCACCACCAGGCGCACGGAUCAAAACGUGUUGGUUGUCCCUGGGCGAGAGAUCUGGAAUCUGACGGUGGAGCCUAACAGUAACUACGCUAACGUCACCUGGAAACACAACUUCCCGGCCGGCAGCAGCGAGUUUGUGCUAGAGUUCACACUGGACAGCGAUAAGACGGUGAAAAUUGUCCCAGUGAAACAACAGCCUCCGAUUAGAGUGGCGGAUCUGAUCGCUGGUGCCAAGUACCAUCUGAAGGUUUACUCCCAUGAGCUCAACAACAUCAGCAAAAAUGUCACCUUUAAGACAGCCUACAUAGACCAGGUGGACAUCGCCACCCAGGGCUGGUUCAUUGGCCUGAUGUGUGCCAUCGCUCUCAUCAUCCUCAUCCUCCUCAUUGUCUGCUUCAUCAAGAGGAGUCGAGGUGGAAAAUACCCAGUGCGUGACAAAAAGGAUCUGCCUUUGGACUCUGUGGACCAGAAAGACCCAGAGGGAUCCUUUGACUACCACAGCGACGAGGACAACAAGCCCCUGCAGGGCAGCCAGACUUCACUGGACGGCAACGUGAAGGAGAGCGAUGACAGCCUGGUGGACUACGGCGAGGGCGGCGACGGUCAGUUCAACGAAGACGGCUCCUUCAUCGGCCAGUACACAGUGAAGAAGGACAAGGACGAGACGGAGGGCAACGAGAGCUCCGAGGCCACCUCCCCCGUCAACGCCAUCUACUCACUGGCGUAGCAGCAGGCGGGGACAAAGAUGACCCCCACACUGGACCCAGAGAACCCCCACACAUGAAUAUAUAUAUACGAGUAUACCAAACCAGAAGAAAAGCAGCGCGGCCGUCAGGAGACUGUGGACCACAGAAACACUGGAGUGGACUGAGAACUAGAACUAGAACCAGAACCAGAACUAGAACCAGAACCAGAACUAGA
Molecule: messenger RNA, 6356 nt
Organism: Cynoglossus semilaevis (tongue sole)
Lineage: Eukaryota; Metazoa; Chordata; Actinopteri; Pleuronectiformes; Cynoglossidae
Gene: nfasca
Product: neurofascin homolog (chicken) a
Exons: 34
Coding region: 2044-6162 (1372 amino acids)
Biological process (GO): cell-cell adhesion; axon guidance; brain development
Cellular component (GO): axon; plasma membrane
Molecular function (GO): cell-cell adhesion mediator activity
Source: RefSeq, a predicted model, not a curated record